AUGGCCGCAACUACGUCGACUCCGCUAGAGCCCUUCUUGCGGAGCACUACCAGCAAGAAGACGAGAGCUCUGCUCCGCAUCAUCAUCCUCGUCACCAUUGCUGCAGCCGCAGUCUCUUCCCGACUGUUCAGUGUGAUCCGUUUCGAGAGUAUCAUUCACGAGUUUGAUCCAUGGUUCAAUUUCAGAGCAACAAAAUACCUAGUCAAGCAUGGCUUCUAUAGCUUUUGGGAUUGGUUCGAUGACCGAACAUGGCAUCCCCUCGGUCGAGUCACUGGUGGUACCCUAUACCCCGGCCUCAUGGUCACAUCAGGCGUCAUCUAUCAUCUCCUCAACCUUCUCUCCUUACCCGUUGACAUUCGAAACAUUUGCGUUCUAUUGGCCCCCGCCUGUUCCGGCCUGACAGCUUUUGCCAUGUACCUUCUCACCUCGGAGAUGUCAUCUUCGCCAUCGGCUGGUCUGUUGGCGGCAGCGUUCAUGGGCAUCGCUCCAGGUUACAUUUCACGUUCCGUGGCUGGCAGCUACGACAACGAAGCUAUUGCCAUUUUCCUGCUCGUCUUCACCUUCUAUCUCUGGAUUAAAGCAGUCAAGAAUGGCUCCAUCAUGUGGGGUGCUUUGGCCGCUCUUUUCUACGGCUACAUGGUAUCGGCCUGGGGAGGUUACGUCUUCAUCACCAAUUUAAUCCCCUUGCAUGCCUUCACCUUGAUCUUGAUGGGUCGAUACAGCUCAAGGUUAUACAUCAGUUAUACAACUUGGUACGCCCUUGGAACGCUCGCCAGUAUGCAGGUCCCCUUUGUUGGCUUCCUGCCCAUUCGAAGCAGUGAUCAUAUGGCUGCCCUCGGCAUCUUUGGACUUCUCCAACUUGUCGGCUUUUUCAAUUAUUUGAAAGAACAGCUCCCUGGAAAGCAGUUCCAGACUCUCCUAGUCGCUCUAGGUGGAAGCAUCUUCGCCAUCUUGUUGGCCGCCUUGGUCUUCUUCACCGUCUCUGGCAUCAUUGCACCCUGGAGCGGCCGAUUUUACUCUCUUUGGGACACAGGAUACGCCAAAAUACACAUUCCCAUCAUCGCCUCGGUCUCGGAACAUCAGCCAACCGCCUGGCCUGCCUUCUUCUUCGACCUCAACAUGCUCAUCUGGCUGUUCCCUGCGGGUGUCUACAUGUGCUUCCGAAAUCUCAAGGAUGAGCAUGUUUUUGUUGUUAUUUACGCCGUCUUGGCCAGUUACUUUGCUGGUGUCAUGGUCCGUUUGAUGCUCACCCUGACUCCUGUUGUCUGUUGUGCAGCAGCUCUUGCACUUUCUCACAUCCUGGACACAUAUCUCUUCUUGGGCACUCCUCGGGGUGAUGCCGCUACCGAUGGAAGCAAUGGGCCCGUCAAGGCAAGCAAAACCACCGCCAAUCUCACUCUUCGAUCCAUGCGAAACCCCUUGGUCGGCAUUUACUCGGUAGUUUCAAAGUCCCUGGUCAGCUCCCUGGCCACUGGCUUUCUGCUCCUCUUCGUUGCCCACUGCACUUGGGUGACGUCCAACGCAUACUCCUCACCAUCCGUCGUUCUCGCGUCUCGCCUUCCAGACGGUUCUCAACACAUCAUUGAUGACUACCGAGAGGCUUACUACUGGCUACGACAGAAUACUCCCCAAGACGCCAAAAUCAUGUCAUGGUGGGACUACGGAUAUCAGAUUGGAGGCAUGGCUGAUAGACCUACCCUUGUGGACAACAACACUUGGAACAACACCCACAUUGCCACUGUCGGCAAAGCCAUGAGUUCCCGAGAAGAAGUCAGCUACCCGAUUCUCCGAGCACACGACGUCGACUAUGUCCUCGUCGUCUUUGGAGGACUUUUGGGCUACAGUGGUGACGAUAUCAACAAGUUUCUGUGGAUGGUGCGAAUUGCCGAGGGCAUCUGGCCCGAAGAAGUCCGCGAGCGUGAUUUUUUCACAGCACGAGGCGAGUAUCGUGUUGACGACCAAGCAACACCAACAAUGAGAAACUCACUCAUGUACAAAAUGUCCUACUACAACUUCGACAAACUCUUCCCCUCAGGGCAAGCACAAGAUCGAGUCCGCGGCUCUGCUCUUCCCGCACAAGGUCCUGAGCUUAACGUUCUCGAAGAGGCAUUCACCAGCGAGAACUGGAUCAUCCGCAUCUACAAGGUCAAGGAUCUCGACAACGUGGGCCGAGAUCAUCAAAGUGCCGUGGCCUUUGACAAGGGCCACAAGAAGAAGAGGAAGACCACUCAUGGCGCAGGUAAGAAGGGCGUCAGAGUUCUUCGAGAGGAUUGA
Messenger RNA from Exophiala mesophila, 2274 nucleotides. RefSeq lists its product as uncharacterized. Lineage: Eukaryota; Fungi; Ascomycota; Eurotiomycetes; Chaetothyriales; Herpotrichiellaceae. Gene Ontology annotation, cellular component: membrane. The transcript is spliced from 5 exons. The coding region runs from base 1 to 2274 and encodes 757 amino acids. Gene Ontology annotation, biological process: post-translational protein modification. Gene Ontology annotation, molecular function: dolichyl-diphosphooligosaccharide-protein glycotransferase activity. The record is from RefSeq and is a predicted model, not a curated record.